Molecule: messenger RNA, 1482 nt
Organism: Apiotrichum porosum
Lineage: Eukaryota; Fungi; Basidiomycota; Tremellomycetes; Trichosporonales; Trichosporonaceae
Exons: 7
Coding region: 1-1482 (493 amino acids)
Source: RefSeq, a predicted model, not a curated record
AUGCGGAAGCUCACCAUCCUAUUCGCCGUGGUCGCAGCGUCAUGGGCGGAGGCGCAAUCACCGAUAAUGGCAGACUUCAACUACACGCUCAGCGCGGCCGACUUGCCGAUGGACUUUGUCAACGGCUUGAGCAACAUCUGGUCAGAGAACUGGACCGAGUCCACCCAAACGUUUCGACCCGGAGACCUUGGUCAGGGCGUGAUAACCAAAAGCAUCAUCGCGUCCGACCCCAUCUCGAACCCACCGGCUUUAUAUAUCGCCUUUUGUGGCACAGGUAUUGAGCUUGUGGGCAGCGUUACGUCUGCUUCGAUAGGAAUCACCACCGAGAUGGACAGCAGUGCAAACCAAACUGCUACCCUUAAUCAAGGUGACACCAUUCUGUUCAGCGCAUCUGGCCUUCCAUACAGCUUCCAUUUCCUCAGCAUCUGGUUCACCAGCGGCAGUUGCAGCGUCCUCCAGGCCAAUGUCAUUUCGGCCUUUCAAACGUAUGGCCUCUCGAGCGACCAGGCCCCGCUACGCACCGAAACAGUUGUCAGCGAGUCCGGGGACGUCAACCCCUUCUUUGGAACUACGGGGGAUUGGUCGACACAACUUACGCUGGGCAACACUCCCAAUACGAUUGACUAUCCGUAUUUGCAAACCGGAGUCAUCAACUCGACUCUCUCGUUUAUUACUCCGCCUAAUGCAACGUUCCUUUUCAUCAACGGAACUGGCGAAUACCUGGACCCUUGGGUUGGCAUCUGGUCUGAUCCGGUUUUCCCAAACACGCCGCCUUAUGGGAUCUGGGCCUCGGGGUCCCAAUAUUCGACUCCACGAAUGCUAUUCGCAACAAAUCUCUAUCCCAAUCUCCUCUACAAUGUGACGGUCACCCUAAGGUCGUUAACGCCUAACGCCCCAAAGGCUUAUGUAGGGGUGCACGGUGCUACCUUUUACAUGGCCAGCAAUGUGGGGGCCAUCGUGGGUGGAGUGGUCGGCGGCGUCGUUGCAGCUGCCCUCUUUGGUGUUGCGGUGUGGUUCUUUGGAUGCGGCGGCCGGAAACGGUUGGCCGAGCGCAAGCGGGCUGCGGAUCUUGAUCCCAGCUUCAUUGUUGACGACUCGGCUCCGGCAAUGCAGGUUACCCCCUUCAGUGCACCUUUCCAGUACCCAGUCACAGCCUCGAGCCAAGACGAGGAGAUGUCCAAACAUUUGUCCCCUGUACGCCGUAUUUCAACAAACGACGAGACGGUACCGAUACUCGACCGUUCAGUCUCGGGUGGUGGAUCCAGUGGCGAAUCCACGUCAUCUGCUCACCAGUCUUGGAACACCAAAGCCGGUCAGGGACCUCGACACCAUGAAAGUGAAAUCGUCGAGGAAGAAGAUGCUGGCCGUGUGGAAGGUGUUCACUUCGUUCCCCCGAGAUACAAUCCUCACUGGGUUGGGCAGAAUCCUGGUUCUGCGGCUGAGGGUACUGAGGGUUCCACGGCAGGGGACUCUCGACAAUAA